Molecule: messenger RNA, 1641 nt
Organism: Mytilinidion resinicola
Lineage: Eukaryota; Fungi; Ascomycota; Dothideomycetes; Mytilinidiales; Mytilinidiaceae
Exons: 3
Coding region: 211-1191 (326 amino acids)
Biological process (GO): regulation of transcription by RNA polymerase II
Cellular component (GO): nucleus
Source: RefSeq, a predicted model, not a curated record
UGCGUCAGCCUCACUCUUCGCACGUGCUCUUAUGCAGAGCGACACUCCAAGAGGCCCGAGAGGCCGAGGGCCUCUCCUAAGGCUCUUUAGAGGGAACCUUCUAAAAGCCGUGACGUUCGCUCCUGUCUAGGCACGGGAAUUGUGCAAGAUCGUGACACUGUGCUAUCUAGCUAUUUUGCCAGCCGCUUCAUAUACUAUCUUUCACAUGCGAUGGACGAUUAUCUUGAAUUUCUCGGUCAAUCCCUCGUUCCACGUCCAGGCACCGUUGUUUGUCAACCCCCUUCCCAUAACUCUUAUGGUUUAUUCGAUGACUUCGAAGGCUUUCCAUUCAGUAGUUCACAAGAAUCAUCAGGCUCGGGUUUCGAUUCUAGCACAACCGAAUCCUUGUGGCUUGAGAGCGACUCAGCAUUUAGGGAUGCGACUCUUGGUUCCGCGCCCAUUAGCUCCAUUGAUACCGUGACCGACCGACCCUUUGAUGCAAGAGAUGUAUCAUGGCAGCAACAUGUAGAGGUUCCAAUGGGACGUCCAGACAUGCCUAUGAAUUCCUUCUCGCGUCAUCCCAACGGUGUUUUAUACACGGCACUGAAACAACCCCCCGAGUUCCAAUCUAGCCUGACGGAUGGGUUCGAUUUAUCAUUCGAAACGUCCUCAGAUCUCCACCUUGACCUGGGCGCUUCCAAACACCCAAUUUCAUUCCACGCGAAAAUUUCCACUAUGCAGCCUACCGCUGAAGCUACAUCGGCAGUCCUUAUAGCGGACAAUCAAGCGAUUGACCCUUCAACCCAUACCGGCCCGUUUCAUUGCACGGAAAUAGAAUGUGGAGCCAUUUUUCCUCGCCACAAGUCUUUCCUGCAACAUCUCAAGACGCAUCAAAAGCCGUACAAAUGCGCGCAUGAGACAUGCCCAUGGGCCUUUCGGCUCCGAAAAGACCUCAUACGUCACCAGAAGACUCACAGUAUCUCCUCCGCCCCAGGAAUGCAAAUACGCCUUGGUACUUUCUUCUACUGCCGCCAUGCCGGUUGCCCAUCUUCACAAAAGGGGUUUUCGCGGCGCGAUAAUCUGCUGCGACACUAUCGGAAUCACCACGAUGAUAAAACUGAAGCGGGAGAGGAAAACAACGAGCUUAGGAGGAGAUCAACGCGGCAAAAGGGCUGGUUAAGCAACGGCGGCUCCUCCGAAACGACGAAUUGAUAACGAGAACGCUAUUAGCGAACUCCUCAGAUCUCUACGGCUCAUUGCAGCGAGCACCGCUAAAUCAAUACCGACCGGCUACUUGCAUGACUGGCCGGAGGUAUAUCACGUAUCCAGAGGACUCCUGACGAAUCAAUGACCCUCAAUGCGAGGAUCCUCUCGGAGGCCCGAUCUGAGCUGCAAGGCCGUUCUGUAGCUCGCCGACAGAUCCGACACCUCCACGUCUGAUCCACAGUGUAUGACCUGUCCUACUCACUGUGGCUCUUGCUGAGCUCAUUGGGCCACUUCAGACGCGUCUCCCGCGUGAUGGAUGGAUCGAGAGGCAAGCCUCUAGUUCAAGAGCCAUGGAUGAGAGUCUCCUCUGCCGUCCCUAUUGAGCUUGUCAUGCCACUCCAAACAGCGCCACCUCGUGGGUAGUUCGAUCCGAAGAGCGUGUACCUGAUUCGCGAG